GGGUACCAAGAAUUGAACUCAGGGGCACUCAACCACUGAGCCACAUCACAAACUCUAUUUCGUAUUUUAUUUAGAGAAAGGAUCUCACUGAGUUGUUUAGCACCUCACUUUUGCUGAGGCUGGCUUUGAACUCAGAAUCCUCUUGCCUCAGCCUCCAGAGCUGCUGGGAUUACAGGUGGACAUCCCCCUGCCCAGUACUUAGAGGGUUUUUAAAAACACAGAUACAAAUUUAAAACACCAAGUGUUUGUAACUUCUAAUUUGCUGGGAUUUUCAUUCUAGCUUUGGCUUAACUCUUAUGGUUUCAUGCAUUGCCCUCCCAGGAGCUACACUCAAUGAGUCUGACCCUGGGACACAUUGCCUGUCCUUAUAGGCCUUCCUUUGAAAUCUUGAUUCAAGCCUCCAUUAUUCUUUCAUUCCUUCAUGCCUACAACACUAGCACCACAUGGACAACACCAGGUGUGCCACUAGCUCAAGCAGUAGUGGACCCCUUGGAUCAUAGCAGCAGUAGCCUCUGGGUGCCACGGCAACUGACAAUGAUGAAACUAAUCCUGGGAAAACAACUUUUUAGGCAGUCCUAUGGGAGCAGGGUACUCCUGCCAUCACUUCUCAAAGCAAAGUCUUUCAAACAAAUUUUCACUUUUAUAUACAUGAGUCUGGGAUGAGUGGGACUUGCUGAUUCCCAAGAUGCCAUCAAGGCCACUUUCCUGUUGUCUCCAGGCAAAGUAGUUGGUUUCUCUUCAGUGGCACUAAUGUCUUCAGCAACCAUAACUUCCUUGAACCAAAUUUUACAUGGGCUUUUCUAGCUAAAAUGCAAGUUUUUUGAAUGUUUCUUCUCUGCUUUCUGCUUGUGAUUACCACAGUAAACCUGGCUAAAAGUACCCAGCAAUACAAAUGCUACUGUCUGAAUUGAAAUUUCCUCCACCAGAUAAACUAGUUCAUCACCUUUAAACCCAGCCUCACAUAAAACCUCAGGAUAUGAAAAAAAAAUGUUGAUAUGUUCUUUACCAGAAUGUACAUGAGUGGCCUCUAAUCCAGUUCCCAGAAGAGUCCUUAUUCCCCUCUGGAACCUCAGGAGCACACUCUUUAUUGUCUCCAUUCAUAUCAGUAUUCUGGUCUUCUGAGCUCACACAAGCAUCAUCAUUAAACUUGGCUUACAACACCAUAAGGCUUCUUUAGCCUGCAUCUCUAAACUUUUCCAAAAUCCUCUCACAAACUAUCUCUACAGGUUUCUGAACCACAUGGUCAGGAUCGUCACAGCAAUGAUUAACCCCAGUUCUUGGUACCAAUUUUGUUAUUAGCUUUUCCUCACUGUGGCCCCAGACACCUGACAAGAACAACUUAGAAGAGGAAAGAUUAAUUUUGGCUCAUGAUUUUGGAGGUUUCAAUCCAUGAUUGUUUGGAAGGCUCCAUUACUUGGGACCUGAGUUGAGACAGAACAUUAUGACAGAAGGGAAUAGUGGAGGAAAGCUGCUCAGGUCAUGGUAGCCACAAAGCAGAGAGUAGGUGGGCAGAGACAAGAAUCCCAAGGCCAUGCCCCCAGUGCCCUACUUCCUCUAAUCAUGCCCCACUUGCCUAUAAGUGUCCAUUCAGCUCUCAGUGGAUUAAUCCAUUGAUGGGGUCAGAGCCAAUCCCUUUCCCAAAGCCUCACUGGACAUUGCUGCAUUUGGGACCAAGCCUUUGAUGCAUGAGGUUUUGGGGGACAUUCCAUAUCCAUACCAUGGAAAUAGUCUUCAAGUGGAUAGGAUAAAAACAAGAGACCUUCUCCUCAUCAGCCCAAACUUUUCUUGUCUCCACUUUUUACAUGUAUCUGAGAAUCUGUUGCCAAACCACAGAGACAGAAUUGCAUUGAUGGGUUGUGCAGACCCAGAGUAUGCAUAGGACAUUCAGAACUUGGGUGCUGGAAUUGAGGCCAUCAUCAUCUCACCUGAAAAAUGUAACUGGACAUGAAGGGUUCAACCAUCAGUUUUGCAUAUUUGUUUUUCUACAGAUUUGCUAAUUUUUUUAAAAUCAGCCAUACUGUAUAGGGUGGAGUUCUGUUGCAUUUUGCUUUAAAAUGUUGGCUUCUUUCUUUUUUUUUUUUUUUUUUUGCUAUGAUCUGGUAAAUCUUAACCAUUAAUUGUGUCUUUUAGCUUGGCAUUCUUGUAGCAUAACUAGUUCUGAUGGCUGGGAAUAAAGGAAGAGGUCGUGCUGCCUAUACCUUUAAUAUUGAGGCUGUUGGAUUUAGCAGAGGUGAAAAGUUACCUGAUGUAGUGUUGAAACCACCUCCACUAUUUCCUGAUACAGAUUAUAAACCAGUGCCACUGAAAACAGGAGAAGGGGAAGAUUAUAUGCUGGCCUUGAAACAGGAAUUGAGAGAAACAAUGAAAAGAAUGCCUUAUUUUAUUGAAACACCUGAAGAAAAACAAGAUAUUGAAAGGUAUAGUAAAAGAUAUAUGAAGGUAUACAAAGAAGAGUGGAAACCAGAUUGGAGAAGACUCCCAAGAGAGAUGAUGCCCAGGAAAAAAUGCAAAAAAGCAGACCCAAAAUCCAAAAAGGCAAAAGAUACAGACAAAGGUACUUCACUCGCUAAUACUGCAGAUGUUUUGAAAAAAAUUGAGGAAUUGGAAAAGAGAGGUGAUGGUGAAAAAUCAGAUGAGGAAAAUGAAGAAAAAGAAGGAAGCAAAGAGAAAAGUAAAGAAGGUGAUGAUGAUGAUGACGACAGUGAGGAUGCUGCAGAGGAGGAGUAUGAUGAAGAAGAGCAAGAGGAGGAAAAUGACUACAUUAAUUCAUAUUUUGAAGAUGGAGAUGAUUUUGGUGCAGAAAGUGACGACAACAUGGAUGAAGCAACCUAUUAGCCAUAAAAUUUCUCAAGAAAAAAAUUAAUGAUAAUAUAGCUUCUAAGCAGUUGGACAGACUUGAUUUAUGUUUUGUUGAACAAAUAUUUGUUACUGAAAUAGUCAUAAUUGCUUUUAUACAUUAGUUACCUUUUAAAUUUAUCUGACACUCUGACAUUCCUCCUUAACAACUUUGCCAUCCCUCUUGUGUAUGUUAGUGGAUUUUUGUAUUAUUUGGAUUUGAUUAUGCUAAAGAGUUUUUGCAUCUCUUAAUCUAUGUAUUCAUACAUACUUGAACAACUUAUUCUUGUUUAACUGGUCUUUUUUGUAAAAUUAUUAGUAGUUGUAAUGGAUUUCUAUCACCUGAAGAUGAUUUAAUAUAGCACAUGGAGCACUUUAAAAACAAAGAAACUUGAAAAUUAUCUUUUACGUGCUAUGUUCUAUACUAUUAUGUUAUGACUCCUUAAACCUGCCUGGACUCUUAAAGUACAAACUUAUAAGAUUGGAGGUUUUAUGAUCAAAAACAUACAUGCAGGGAAAAAUGUCAGUCUGAUCUAUUUAAAUUUCACAUUUCACAUGUCAGCCAGUACAGAGAGGCUUUCAUUUGGGAUGAAUAUUAUAAAUACUUGAAUUUGGGGCUAACUUCAUACCAUACAAAAUAUGAGUUAGUGAUCCUCUGUGGUUAAGUUUGACAUGUUCAAAUAGUUGGGCUUUUGAAAAAUUAGACUGAAACAUCUUGUUUAUUACUUAAGUACAUAAGUCCUGGUUAUAUAAAUUUCAUGGUAGAAAGCAUGAGUGUGAAUUUGGUCUAAUGUAGUGGCCUCUAUUAUGCUUCACAGGACUCAAAGGCUGUAUAGUUGAUUAUAAUAUAGAAUUAACUCAGGUCAUUAAUCUUUUUUGUUUAACUUAAAAGCUAGCUCCCUGCCAUUUUAUAUUCUGGGGAGAAAAUGCCUAGAAACCUCAGCCUCCAAAAACUUAAAUAUGCCAAAGAUUUUCAAGGAAAUUCAUAUAAUAGAUUUCAAGAAAAAGACUACUUCUCAUUACCCACCAAAAGAAAUGAAGAAAAUUUAUUUUUACCUAUUGGGAAGAUAUUACUCAUUACCCACUAACCUGAGAAUCAGAGCCCUAAAUUUUAUUUCUAUUGUAAUAUUAAGUUCAACCGUGAAACUUAACUUGAUUAAUUUUCUGUGCCUUAGUUUUUCCGCUUGUAAAUUACUUCCUAUAAAAAGUGUUUAAACACUAACCAGAAUUUACCAUGUUUACAUUCUCUUACUUUAGAGAAAUAAAUGAUCAUAUCUUAAAAUUGAUUCUUACCUUUUAAAUAGUUGAAACUUAGAAAGUGACUGAAAAACAUUUUGAGAAACAAAUGUUUUCCUCAUAAUCAGGUUUUCCCAUCUUUCAUUUGUGGGGAAAAUUUGUAUUGUCUUGUGCAAUUUUGCAACAUGAUUGUCUCAGGAAAAAGAUCAUUUUCAAUCGCAAUACUUCCUCAAAUAAUUCAAGAUGGGUAUGAGAACCCAUCUUACUAGUUUAAUGCUGUACUCAUAGUAUGUGACUUUUCAUUUAAAGGAGUGUAUCAAAAGAUCUUAAGAUUCUAAAUGGAAAUAUGAAUAAGUCUUCUUUAAAGCUGCAAUCUAUUAGAAUAGAAACCUCAUAUGAAGUUUUUAGUAAUAAUGGCAAAGUUGUCAUUUGGGAAUAAUUAACAUAGGUGUUUUAUUCUCCCUUCCUUUGGUGUACCAGAGCCAAAUACCAUUUUGUUUAUAGAAAUCUUAUUUCUAUAUUUGUUUACUUCCUUUAUUAUAAAAGUGCAGAUCAAAGCUUGAACAAGGCAAAUACACUGAAGGUAAAGGUAUUUCUUUUCCUAGCUUUAUAUUUGUCGAGUCCUAAAGAUAGUUAGGCCAGCACCUUUGGACAAGGAUUUACUCGAGAGGUCCUGGCCAUCUCUCAUUUAAACUUAUUUCCCCACUUUGGAACAAUUUUUUACAAUUUUAAAGUAUGUUAAUCGUGAGAUCAGACAGGGUCUGAAUAUUGCUUUACUAGCACAAAUCAUCUUUUUCUUUUCUUUUUCUGGUUGAAGAUCUGAGACUGUGAAGUUAUUCCAUAGGAAGGCAAGAGAUAGCUUAAUAUAUACAUAUGUGUGUGUGUGUGUGUAUGCAUACACACACACACAUAAACACAAAAUACUUAUUGGUGAUGUGUCUUUAAAAUUAUUAUAACAAGCAAACCUGGUUGUUGUAAUGUUUAUUUUUCUGUAUUUAACAUUAAAUUCUUACAAAAUAAAAUUGUGUCCUUUUGUUUAAUAUUUUUAGUUUCAACCUUUAUUAAUAGGUAAGAAAAAGUAGUUUGUAAAUACAGGUUUUACAUAGUAACUAUGUAUUUAUUGAGCAGGGUUACCUCUGUGA
Molecule: messenger RNA, 5213 nt
Organism: Marmota monax (woodchuck)
Lineage: Eukaryota; Metazoa; Chordata; Mammalia; Rodentia; Sciuridae
Gene: Polr3g
Product: RNA polymerase III subunit G
Exons: 7
Coding region: 2161-2835 (224 amino acids)
Biological process (GO): cell population proliferation; transcription by RNA polymerase III
Cellular component (GO): RNA polymerase III complex
Source: RefSeq, a predicted model, not a curated record